AUGAAGUUCACCACUGUCACUGCGAUCUUCGCCAUUGCCCUACCCAUGGCAGCUGACAUCAAAAAAAAUUUUGUGCUCCACCUCCGAUCACUGGACUUCCCCAACCUAAGGAGCCCCUGGUUCCCAACGCUGCGGAUCUUCAGACUCGCGAAGUUGCGAAGCCUCAGUCUCCCGGAUGUAAACUCCAACCUAGUAUCUGUCAUUACUAGUGUCGCGCCUGAAUCCAAGACAUGCAGCCCCUCUCAGUACGGACAACCCGAGUUCGCAAACGAAUGCGCAACUGCUGCUGAUGCAGCUCCCCAAAUCGAGAAAUCCUUCAAGACCUAUCAAAUCGACAAUUCCUACGAGAAAGCCGCAAUCAUUGCACUCAUGCUCUUUGAGUCCGAAAAGUUCAAAUUUAACAAGAAACACUUCCCAACACUAGUGCCUGGUCAAGGUACACGCAGCAUGCAGGACGUCAAUAACAACAGGGCGUACGCAGAGGCUGUGCUCACUACUGACGAUGCAAAAAAUCAGCUCAAGAAUGCGGGUACAGACGUAGUCAAGGUUCUGGAACUCGUCAAUACCCCCGAGCUGAGCUUUGGCAGCGGGGCGUGGUACUUGGCAGCAAAGUGCUCUGAUGACGUCAGAAAGGAGUUGCAAACCGGCACCAAUGCGGGCUGGGAAGGCUACAUGAAGGCUGUUUUGAAAAAGGACGCCACGCCGGACGCCAUCAAAGCUCGCCGCCCACUGUGGGAAAAAACGAAAGCCUUCGUUGGAAAGGGUCUUUGAGCGACCGCCAGAACUAACUCAGCUUAACGUCCAAUCUGCUGCCACGCGGACGUAGUGAUACGAAUACUAUCACAAUUCGUGGUUGCAAAGGUUCUGCGUCGUGCAGCAUGCGUCAAUUCCAUAGUCAAUAGAUAUCAGACCCGUGGUUAGAUAGGUCUAGUACUUGUACAACACGCAUUUCC
Molecule: messenger RNA, 953 nt
Organism: Pseudovirgaria hyperparasitica
Lineage: Eukaryota; Fungi; Ascomycota; Dothideomycetes; Acrospermales; Acrospermaceae
Exons: 2
Coding region: 1-771 (256 amino acids)
Source: RefSeq, a predicted model, not a curated record